GACAGCUGGUGGCUAAGAAUCUUUGCUAUUUUUUUACACAAUUUACUGCACUGUCUGUGUUAGUGUUAUCCAGGGAGAAGAGAGAAAAAAAAACACCGUGUACAGCAGAAAUGGGUUGCUCACCAUCUAAAGGUAACAAUUUUGGCACUCUGGGUGCUAUGAGGAAGGGGAGAAUGCUACCCCCUGCACCUCAAGACAACCCCAGAGAUCCACAGUUUGAAGAUGGGGAAAAUCAUGUUUCAUCUGGAGCUACAAAUGGAGAUACAAAGGAAAAGAAGACAGGUGGACAAACCCAGGUACUUCAGAAAGAGUCACACAUGACACCACAGAAAAAGAGGCUUGAUACUGAGCAAGUGAAGAUGGAAGCAGUUAACAUAGAUAAGCUGGGGAAUCAAGCAACAGAAAAAAGCACAGUAUCACAGAGGAAAGAGAAACACAAUGACAAACAGGAUGUGGCAGACAAAAGGCUUAACAGGAAACCAAAGAAAAAUGCCAAAGGUGCAAAAGUUCUUAAAAAGAAGGACAAAGACAAACUAUCUGAAGAGCACAAAGUGGACUUUCCAGAACCCUUGGUAAAAGCUCACCAAGCUGCGUAUGCCUUUUUGAAUCCUAGCAUAAACAAAUAUGAUGUUUUGCUUGGACUCUUAGAACAAGCAGCUGAAACUCAGGUUUCUGUUCAGCCUAUGGUUGCCUUCAUGGCUCUACGUUACGAGGAAAUAAUUCAGGGACUAGAAGACAUGGUGGAGGAGGGAGAAAAUUUUUUAAAAGAAAAUGGCGAACAUCUUGCUUGGCCAAGCCAAAUGAAAAAUCUCUCAUCCUCUACCUCUCUGAAGUCUGGCUCUCCUAAUAUCGAACCCCCACCGGAUUUGUUGCAGCAGCUGCUUCAGUACACCACACAGAGAAUGAGAAAUGUGAACCAGACUGUUGGAAGAAUUGGGGACUGUGCUUUAGAAGAGGCAGUGGAGUAUUUUGCCUCCGUUUCAGAGCUUUUAGAGGAGAAACUUAAAGUCAAACGUGCAACAGAGAGUAGGUUAAUGCAACUCUUAUCCCACAUUGAAAUGGCCUCUCUGCACAAGCCUGGGCCAGAGGAUUCAGCUCUCUUUAGUGAGGACAGUGGAAUUGGGGCUGAGAAUGAAUCCCUUGCUGGAUCUGAGAGACGCCAAAGACGAGAGAGCUGUGAGUCUACCGGGACAAAUAGAGCUACUCCUGUCAGUCCUAUGCGAAGAGUGUCAAGGAGAAUGCUUCGGGGUCAAAUAAGUCCUAGUGUGUCCCUUACCUCACUCAACUCACUAGGUUCGACAUGUACCAUAAUGGCUAAUGACCAAAGAGACUCAUUGCUAGGAUCUGUCUCCACAGAGUACGGGGAAGAGGAUGUCAAUGAUAAUGAUGAGGUGGACAGAGAUAUAGGACAUAUCCAAGAAGCAGCUCAAAAGCAAUUUAAUUGUUCUCCUGUAGACUGUAAGCUACAAGAACCUCGACGUUUAUCCCCAAAGAGGAUAGAAAAUCCUCAAAAUGUAGAAAUGACUAUGAAAAUGAAAAAUGCAAUAAGUGGUAGGAUACAGUUUGUAUCGUCACAAAAUCCUAGUUCUAAAACAAAGGCAUCAGCGAGGACAAAAACUAGCACACAGGAUUGGACAGAUGAUGAGGUACAAUCUCCAAGGAGGCCUCAAACAGCAGCAGCUGUACGAAAAGUGAAAAAGACCCCAGUGAACAGGGGUCAGCGUUCCCGGUCAGCAGAAUCCCUUCGGAGCAAAGGGGAAGAUCCUACUCUUCUUGAACUAGAAAGGACCCAGAAAGAUUUAAACCGGAGAUUGCAGAGCAUAAAUAAAAGCAAAGAAGAAAGAAAAACAAGGACUGAUCCUUUAAAACGAAACCAAGGAAACUCACCAGCACAAUCUCCAGCAAUAAAUCAGAGACAGCCCUCAUUAGAAAAGAAAAACUACCCCCAACCACCUAAAGACAAGGCAAGUCCUACAAAGUCCAAUAGUAAAAAACAGGAGGCAACCAGUGAAGUUGAUGAUGAUAAACAAAAAGACAAGAAUAUACCCAAGGGUCUUAUAAAAGCCACUCCACCUCCUAGCCCCCCUUUAUCACCUCAACCAUCUUCUGGCCUUCACAGAGGUAGGAAUUCAGUCAAAAAACUGAUUGAUACAUUCAGUCAAGGAAUAGAGGAACUAGAAGGUCCUAAAGUCCUGGGGCCUCUCAAAGGAGUGCGAAAAUGUGGUGUUCCAGUGUUACCCGGUUUAGGAAAUGUAGAAGCCGUGCUGACUGCUGGGAUAACUAGCUGUAGGUCUGAAUCUACAACAUGUGAGAAAACAGAUUUAGACCUGGAUAAUCUUCCUCCACCAGCAAUGGAAGUAUUAUUGGACAAUUCCUUUGAAAGCGCUCAGAGUACAUCAACUAGUGUAGCAGCAGAUGGUGCAACAAAAGUAGGAAGAUCACCUUUGUUGAAAAGGGGUGUAAUAUCACAACGAUUGAAGGCCUCAGUUCAGUCAGUGACGGUACUGCCAAGCAAAGGAGGCUUGCCACAAACCUCCAAACACAUUUCCCCUGUUAGAGUGGAACAACAAGAGACAUUUCCUCUGUCUAAGGUCAAUCAACCAGAUUCGGAAAUCAAAAAGGAUUCCUUAUAUCAGCAACUCAGAAAGAACAUACAACUAAAACCCUCUUCAGACUUUCAGUCAGAGAAAUUGUCAACAAGUUAUGUAGGACCAUGUGCCACUCAAACAGAAUUGAGAGACAUACAAGAUGGUGGUAACAUUUCAGUGCCUGGAUCCAACACCACAGCAUCUUCUGUGCCUGCUUCAGUAGAGACUAGCCAAACACCUGCCACCCCACCUGUGUCUAGAGGGCGAAUGUUGCCUUUCACACCUUCUACUCCAAGCAGCUUACAUCGAAGACUUCCCAGUCCCCACAAUUUCAAAAAUCAGCCUACUCCACCCUCUUCAUCUAGCCCGUCUCUUAACAGAACACUUCCUACACCACCUGCUCUUCAGAGGAGACUCCCCAGCCCACCUGUUUCAAAGCAGAACAUUUCGAGCUCAAACUCAGUCGCUUCAUACCCUUUCAAAGCACCAUCUCCCCCAGCUUCGCCAAAAGUACAAAGAUGGUCAAGGGAAAAUAGCAGUGAAGACUCAUCAAGUGCCAGGACAAUUAGUAAUGCACGUUCAGUCUUCUGUCCCGUUUCUCCGUCCAUGUUUGAAGCCCAGCCUUGUUCAGUAAGCAAGCCCCCGCAAGCAUGGACCUCAACCAAAGUUUCAUUCCUCUUACAUACUUUUGAGACACGUGGGAGGACUCCUGCAUCUGUCCAUGGGCCACGACCCUUUAUCAGACGUAGCCAUUCAGACCGGAGGCAGAGUCUAAGUCUGCCACAACAAUCACAACGCAUCUCAGUGGCUGAGACUUGUGGGAGUGAACCAGCGAUAUAUUCACAGGGGCUAAACUAUGAACCAACCAGAGAUGAUGACUCAUGGGGUAGCCAAUCAGACCUCAGAACGACAACACGCUCUGCAUCACACCCAGACCUGUGUGUUGUUGGACGUGCCUUGCACAAGGACUAAAGGGGCCAAUGCAGAGCCAGGAGGAUUAUGGAUUAGCAGGCCUUACUGAGGAUUUAAGUCGAUGCUGUUUAUUCCACUUGGAAGAGAGGAAGAGCUAAUUCUAUCCACUCUUCUGCUGUAACACACCUCCACAGUGUUUAUAAUUAUAUGUAUUUCAGGCUUUAUUAGUUGUAAUUCUUUCAUUGGUGUUUUUCAUGUCUGCACUGUAUCUGAAAAAAAAAAACAUGCUCCUGAGCUUCAUGUUUACAUCACAAUUUAGUCUUCCUCUUUUUUUAUAGAUUGUCUUCCCACUAAUGACUAAGUUUUUGGUAUUUAAUCACAAAGUAU
Molecule: messenger RNA, 3887 nt
Organism: Neolamprologus brichardi
Lineage: Eukaryota; Metazoa; Chordata; Actinopteri; Cichliformes; Cichlidae
Gene: pcare1
Product: photoreceptor cilium actin regulator 1
Source: RefSeq, a predicted model, not a curated record